Melanomma pulvis-pyrius CBS 109.77 is the source of this 759-nucleotide messenger RNA. The record is from the annotation of a GenBank genome assembly. NCBI's taxonomy places the organism in Eukaryota, Fungi, Ascomycota, Dothideomycetes, Pleosporales, Melanommataceae.
UUCAUCGGCUGGCUCGUCUACAAGCACUUCUGCAAGCCCAUCCGCUUCUGACUACCAACCACCCCCGCCAUCCUCGAUCAUCUCGGAAACAAUCUAUACAUACUCAGACUACACCACAUGGUCCGUGCCAUCCGAUGCACCCUUCACCACCACGGUGGAUAUCACAUCCGAGUACCCGGAAACCCCAGUCCCAAGCUCAAGCUCGUUCUCGUUCUCCAUCCUUCCUCCAUCCCCGACCCCAUCAUCCAGCUCCACCCUGGUGACAACAAACACCGAUGCUGUGCCCACGAGCUACUCAGCCUCUUCCUCUUCGUCUUGGCACCCGGCAUCUGAAUCUGGGGAUGGCAUCACUAUUUCCUCCGUGAACCCGUCGACCUUUUCGACGGUCACACUGACGACGGUCACUACGGUGGUGAGUAGCACGAUCAACGAUGCGGAGUCUUCAACCACGAGCGAGGCGCUGGACAGCAAGACAGACGGAUAUGUGCCGCCAACGCCGACGUAUGAUCCGAGGGCUGAGAGGGUCAGACGGGGAAUGUCGAUCGCUCCAGGUGCCUCAUCUCUCGUCUCCAUCCGACAGGCUUUCUCCACUCCUCGGACCGCGAAGACUGGUUUGAGGCGAGGCGGGGUGAUGAUAGACGACUCGAUCCAUAAAGCAAAAACACAGAGUAAUACAAAUGACACUUCAUAGCAUUUUCUAAUAUUCGCUUCUCGACGUUCCUUUCUCGCUCCGUGUGCGGAUGCCCGACUGGCUGGCUG